Plodia interpunctella (Indianmeal moth) is the source of this 5326-nucleotide messenger RNA. RefSeq names its product Structural maintenance of chromosomes 3 (gene SMC3). Gene Ontology annotation, cellular component: mitotic cohesin complex; chromosome. The transcript has 23 exons. Bases 92 to 3703 code for a protein of 1203 amino acids. Gene Ontology annotation, molecular function: ATP hydrolysis activity; double-stranded DNA binding; ATP binding. Lineage: Eukaryota; Metazoa; Arthropoda; Insecta; Lepidoptera; Pyralidae. Gene Ontology annotation, biological process: mitotic sister chromatid cohesion. The record is from RefSeq and is a predicted model, not a curated record.
GUGACAACUGACAUGACAACUGGCUAUAGAAAAAUGGCGGUCAGAGUUUCACGUAAAUAAUCAUAGCAUAAUCGUAUUUGAAUGUGUGAAAAUGCAUAUAAAACAGGUCAUAAUCCAGGGAUUCAAGAGUUACAGGGAGCAAAUUGUGGUCGAACCAUUUGAUAAGCGACACAAUGUAGUCGUCGGACGUAAUGGAUCUGGGAAAAGUAACUUUUUCCAUGCUAUCCAGUUUGUACUGAGUGACGAGUUCUCCCACCUGAGACCGGAGCAGAGGCUGGCGCUGCUCCAUGAAGGGACCGGUCCGAGGGUCAUAUCAGCCUUUGUGGAGAUAAUAUUUGACAAUUCAGAUAACAGAAUCCCUAUUGAAAAAGAUGAGAUCUUCCUCCGUCGAGUCAUUGGCUCCAAGAAAGACCAGUUCUUCCUCAACAAGAAGGUGGUACCUCGUUCUGAGGUGCUCAAUCUUUUGGAAAGUGCGGGCUUGUCAAACUCCAAUCCAUAUUAUAUUGUGAAACAGGGCAAGAUUAACCAAAUGGCUAUAGCUCCGGAUUCCCACAGAUUGAAACUGUUGAGAGAAGUGGCAGGCACCAGAGUAUAUGACGAAAGAAGAGAGGAGUCGGUAGCCAUACUCAAAGAGACUGUUGGCAAGGUGGAAAAGAUCAAUGAAUUCCUCCAAACCAUAGAAGAACGGUUGAAGACAUUGGAAGAAGAGAAAGAGGAACUGAAAGAGUAUCAGAAGUGGGAUCGAGCGCGGCGCGUGUUAGAGUUCAUCAUACACGACACCGAGCAUCGUGAGAAUAAGAGGAAACUUGAUGAGUUGGAGAAAUUACGUUCGAAUAGUGGCAAGGAGCAACAACAUUACGCGGACAUGGUCCGAGAAGCACAGGAUCACGUCAGGGAAGCUAACAGAAAACUGAAAGAAGCCCGCAAAGAUGUGGCCGCGGCUCGCGAAGAGAAAGACAUUCUGUCGACGGAGCAACAACAACUGCUGCGAGAGAAGACCAAGCUCGAACUCGGCAUUAAAGAUCUCACUGAUGAUGUCGAUGGCGAUAACAAGUCGAAGGAACGAGCCGAAGCAGAAUUGGAGCGUCUCCGCCAACAGAUAUCGGAAAAAGAGCGCGAACUAGAAGAACUGAAGCCGAAAUACGAAGAGAUGAAGGCUCGCGAAGAAGAGUGCACGAGGGCCUUAGCUCUCAAUCAGCAGAAACGUCAAGAAUUGUACGCGAAACAGGGAAGAGGCACUCAGUUCACUUCGAAACAGGACAGGGAUCGGUGGAUCGAGAAGGAAUUGAAGUCCCUUAACAAACAAAUAAAGGACAAGAAGGACCAUGAGAACAAACUUCGCGACGAUUUAAAAAGAGACGCGACAAAAUUGACGGAGUUGGAGAAGAGGAUUGAAGACAUGACAAAAGAAAUGGAGAGACAGCGAGUGGCGAUAGACGAACAUAACAAACAGUACUAUGAGUGUAAGAAGAGGAAGGACCAAGAACAAAGCGCUAGGAAUGAACUGUGGCGUAAAGAAACUACUUUGACACAAAACUUGUCUUCGCUAAAGGACGACUUGGCCAAGGCUGAUCAAGCGCUACGCUCCAUGGCCGGAAAGCCGAUCCUGAACGGCCGCGACAGCGUCCGCAAGGUGCUGGAGACAUUCCAGGAGCGCGGCGGCGAGUGGGCCAAGAUCGCCACGCACUACUACGGACCCGUCAUCGAGAACUUCACGUGCGACAAGACCAUCUACACUGCUGUCGAGGUUACAGCGGGUAAUAGGUUAUUCCACCACAUAGUAGAAUCUGACACAGUAGGAACUAAGAUAUUGAAGGAGAUGAACCGACAGAGUUUGCCCGGCGAGGUCACCUUCAUGCCACUUAACCGACUCCAAGUUCGGGACAUGGUGUAUCCCAAUGAUAAUAACGCUAUAGCCAUGGUGCAAAAGUUGAAAUACGAUCCAAAAUACGCCAAAGCAAUGAAGUACAUAUUCGGCAAAACACUAAUUUGCAGGAAUCUGGAAUGCGCCACUGAACUCGGGAAGCAAUUCCACCUGGACUGUGUCACUUUGGAGGGAGAUCAGGUAUCAUCGAAAGGCUCGCUGACCGGCGGCUACUUCAACCAAUCCCGCUCUCGUCUAGAAAUGCAGAAGACUAGAUCGGAACUGAUGGAACAAAUCACGUCACUAGAACAGGAACUGAGCACUUUGCGGCAAGAGCUCAGUAAGACUGAAACCAGUAUUAACAGUAUCGUCUCCGAGAUGCAAAGAACUGAGACGAAGCAGGGAAAAGCUAAGGAUAUAUUUGACAAAGUAAAAGCGGAUAUCCGUCUGAUGAAGGAGGAAUUAGCUUCCAUAGAAAGAUUCCGCGGCCCCAAAGAGAGGUCGCUCGCUCAAUGUCGCUCGAGUCUCGAAGCCAUGCAGGCCACCAAAGAGGGGCUGGAGUCUGAAUUACACCAGGAACUAAUGGAACAACUGUCCACAUCAGACCAGGGCAAAGUCGACGAACUUAACGACGCUAUAAGACGAUUAACACAGGAAAAUAAAGAGGCCUUCAGUGCCAGGAUGAAUCUUGAGGCCACUAAGAAUAAACUUGAGAAUCUCCUCACUAACAACUUAAUCCGACGUAAAGACGAAUUAGUGCAAGCCCUCCAAGAGAUAUCAGUGGAGGACCGCAAGCGUCGCCUCGCCAACAGCAAGUCUGACCUCUCAGCGUCGGAGAAGCGCAUCAAACAGAUCAACAAGGAGAUGGAGGAAGUCGAGAAGAAGGUGCAGGCCGCCGUCAAGAACGAGAAGGCUUUGAAACUCGAGCUGGAUAAAUGGAGGAAUAAGGAAAAAGAAGCUCAGGACAAAAUGGAAGAAGACGCCAAGGGGCUGGAGAAGAUGGCGUCCAAGGAAGUAUUACUCCAGGAGAAGAUCCAGGAGUCGCUGGAUAAGAUUGCGGCUCUCGGCACGCUGCCCAACGCACCUGAACUGCAUUCCAAGUACCAGAAAAUGUCGCUCAAACAGCUCUUUAAAGAACUGGAGAAAGCCAACCAGCACCUGAAGAAGUACAACCACGUGAACAAGAAGGCCCUGGACCAGUUCAUCAGCUUCUCUGAGCAAAAGGAGAAAUUGUACAAGCGCAAAGAAGAACUCGACAUUGGAGGCGAAAAGAUCCGCGAGCUCAUCGAAACAUUAGAGCACCGCAAGUUGGAAGCCAUCCAGUUCACGUACAAGCAGGUGACGAGGAACUUCACGGAGGUGUUCAAGAAGCUGGUGCCUCAGGGUCGAGGCAGCCUCAUCAUGAGGACCGGCACUGAUGAGGGGCAGGAGGUCAAUCCUGAUCGUGCGAACGCAGACCAAUUCACGGGCGUGGGUAUAAAGGUGUCGUUCACUGGUGGCGAGGGGGACAUGCGUGAGAUGAACCAGCUGUCGGGGGGACAGAAGUCGCUAGUCGCGUUGGCGCUAAUCUUCGCCAUACAGAAAUGCGACCCGGCGCCUUUCUACUUGUUCGACGAAAUCGAUCAGGCGCUGGACGCGCAGCACCGCAAAGCGAUCGCGAACAUGAUCCACGAGCUGUCGGACUCGGCGCAGUUCAUCACGACCACGUUCCGGCCGGAGCUGCUGGAGCACGCGCACAAGUUCUACGGCGUCAAGUUCCGGAACAAGGUGUCGCACGUCGAGUGCGUCGAGCGCGACGAGGCGCGCGACUUCGUCGAGGACAGCGCCACGCACGCGUAAGCGUUUGUACUUCUGAUAGGACAACACUAUUAUGCGUGGAAUACUUUAAAAAGGACAGCCCAAGAAUGCUUAAGAUACAUGAGUUUAUACUUUUAAAGGACAUACCAAGAAUGUGUAGUUAAGUCAGUUUGUACUUCUAAAAGGACAGCACAAGCAUGCCUAGUUAGGUGAGUUUGUACUUCAAAAAGGCCACGCAACACACACUUCGAUUAUGUGAGAUUUUAUUUACUGCUUGAAAUCGCACAUACUAGCCUGCCUUUAGUUUGCUUUGUCUUUGAAACUAUAACUCGAAUUGGACCUUACAGAAACUUCGAUUAUUGCUCCUGUAAGGCCCUUAAUUAUUUGUACUAGUAGGAAAGCCCUGUGGAUUACAUCAAGGAAUGCAAAUUUGCAUUCCUUUUUUGGAUCAUGAGAAAAAUGAUAGUGAAUGUCUGUAUAAAGGAAUGCUUCAUGUGUUUGAAAAUACCCUUUCUGGGAUGUAAUGUAAAAAAAUAUGUACAGCGACCAGCUAUUUCUAAACUGAUCGGGGUCGUAUCUAUCAGUUUAGAAAUCGCAGGUCGUUAUGCAAAAGGGAUUUUUGUAUAUCACAGUUUACACACAGAAAUACACAUUUGUUAAGUGAUGAAAUAUUAUAUACAAAAUAUGAACCCAUUAAAGAAUAAAGCAAGUUGGAGACAAUGUUCCAAUUGUGACAAGAUAUUUAAUUUCAUUCAUAAAAUGUAGGUCUUUUCGUUAAUAUUCAGGAAAAUGUGAUGGAAUACGUUGACUGUAUAUAUAUACGAUUUUUUUACUACAGUUAUUAUAGACGUAACCAUUGUGACACAAAUUAUGAGAAAAUUACUUGAUUUUUGAAUAGUUAAAAUGAAUAUUUUUUUGCAUUGCAAAAUACAUUCAAUUUGUUUUUAAAAAAAAUCGAGGGACGAUUUACUUGAUAAUAAAAAGCUUAGAGAAGUUAACAAUAGACAAAUUAAUCGUACCCUUAAUAUCAUUCGACAAUGAGCUCUAAACUAGUAACAGAGUACAAUUUUUAUACUAAUAUUAUAAAUGUGAAGGUGUGUUUGAUUGUCCUCCUUUCACGUAAAAACGGAGCAAUGAUGUAAUUUGUUGUUUAGAUAGUUGGAGGCACAAAUUUAUAUAUUACUGUGGUUGGAAGGAUGGAGUGGAGUGACGUAGACUACUUUUCGCCGCGGGUGAAGUCGCGGGCAACAGCUAUUAGUUCUCUAAGUAGGAUAUAUUAGUAUUAAGUUUAUAAUUAAAGUUUAUAUGUAAACGGGUCGAAGGCGAGAUUUUAAAAUAACAUUUUUUUACGACACCGUGAAAUACAUUUUGACAUUUUCUCAAUGUGUUCGUUUAUUUUUGUAAAAUUAAUUUUAUGAUUAUUACUUUUUGUUUAUUAUGGUAAUUUAAAAAGUGUUAGUUGACGUCUGAAAGCACCAGCCUACUAUAUUUAGUUGUGAAAAUAUCCCAAGAUUUUGAUAGUAAUAAUGAUAAAGACUUAAUUCCAUACAAAGUAAAUUAAAUUAUAAUUAGCAUCACUUUUAUGCGUUUCAUUCAUUCUAAGCGUCAAGUGGUGCUAAUUAGUAAUUAUCUAAUGUUGGAAAAUAAAAAUUCCAUUUUUUAUAA